Messenger RNA from Chelonia mydas (Green sea turtle), 5267 nucleotides. Its product is annotated as interferon-induced very large GTPase 1-like. NCBI's taxonomy places the organism in Eukaryota, Metazoa, Chordata, Testudines, Cheloniidae. The record is from RefSeq and is a predicted model, not a curated record. Gene Ontology annotation, molecular function: GTP binding.
UGAUACACAGACCCCCUAACAUGUCCUGCUCAUAACAUUUUCAGAAUCUGAUACCAUUUUUGGUGCAGAGCUGGGGAACAUGGAGUGAGGUUCAGAGCUGUGAGAGGGAAUGUGGUGGUCAUUGGAGCAGCACAGGCGGUGUGGGGAUUGGGAGAGUGCAAGCUGUGGGUUCUGCCCCUUUGCUGUUGUGCUUUGGUAUAGCUACUGCGGGCCCAGUGCACCCCUAUACAAUGAUCCUUAGUAAUGGAAGGAAUCCUCCAAAGACAAAAUUUUGGAAAAUUCAGUUUGAUGCUAGAGCUUUGGAGAAGAAUUGGAUCACUUUUCUGUGACCCUUCAAUAGAUAAGUGAUCAUCCUCAAAGGGAACUCAGGUUUCUGAGAGAGCAGAACCAUAAAUUGGAAAAACAGGGCAGCUUCCCCCUUGAAGUGAUAUGAGAUAUUUGGAAGGGAAGAAAAAUGAAGCCAUAUAUGCCCCCCCUUCCCCUACAAAUGCCCCUCACCCAGCAAUUCCUCCCCAUGGCUGCUCCACCAGGCUGAGGUAGAUGACUCAGCAGCUCCCCUUCCCUCCACUGCUCCCCAAUCAGGGGAAGGAACCCAGAACUUCCCGCUGCCUACAGGGGUAGGGAAGAGGCUCCUGGCUCCUCUUUUGCCCCCUCCAAUUACUACUGCUUCUAGAGCAAAAGGGGAGGCUGGAGCAGUGGAUGAAAAGAUGGAGUAGGGAGGAGGCGUUUAGAGUUAUUAGAAACUGGGAAACUUUGGGGAAAGGAGGAGCCUAUACAGGAAGGAUGAGCCCCACAUAAAUCAAAAUGUAACCAGAUUGCUGGGAUGUAAAGUUGACAAUUUCUGUUUCAGUGACACUGAGAUGAAAGUUUCUCUGCACCCCCUCGAUGUUCUCUGUGGUGUUCUGCUUUGCUCAGACAGUUUCCUACAGCAGGAGAUCCUGUCCAAAAUGUCCAUGUGCCAGUUUGUCCUCCCCCUGCUGCGACCCACCCUCGACACCCCCAAGUGCACCCUAAUACUGUUGGCCAUGAGGGACAUUGUGCGGAAGUGGAGGCCACACUCCCUGGCAGAGAGCAGAGGGUUCAGAGAGGAGAGCCUGGUGCUCACGUCAAUGCCAACCAUUUCUUUUGUGCGGAUGGGGAGCUGCAGCUUCUCCAAGUCCAAACUCCUCAAUGAGGUUCUCAGUCCCUACCAGCAGCACCACGAUUUCUUUAUUUCUAAAUAUUUCUAAAUAUUACUUCAUCCUCAACUGCAAGAAUAAGAAACCCAAAGAAACUCUGGGAUUUCUUAAUAAGCUGGCCUCAGUGUUGAAGCUGAGCAAAUCACAGCUACUGGUGAAAGAUCGUACCAUGAAUAAUGCAGGAUUUGUGAAAAAGGUGCAGUCCACCAUAGGAACCAUAGUGAAUUCAUCUCCCAAGACAGUGAGUUUGGAAGCCAUGGCUGUGACGGCACGUGACCUAGGAAUCCAGGUGGAUGAGGACUGUCAGGCAUGUCAGUGUGCGAGGAAAUAUACUGAAGAAAUCACUGCAGAAAAGAGAUACAAAAGAGAAAUGCUGAGACUCCAAAGGGACCCAUGGAAAAACUUGGCUAAAGUGGAAAAAGAGAUGUGCCGAAUGAAAAGGCAAGGGGACGUGGCCACUGAAGACUAUAAAUCUGCGCUGAAACAGAAAUGGUUAGAGAUACGCAGACAGCAGAAUCAGUGUGACCUUACUAAUGGUUUGACUAAGUUUAUCAAUGGAAUAGUACAGUUGAAGCCAGUGGAGAAACAUUACUUUCUGAAAUGGAUGAAAUUUAGCCUGGAUAAUAUUGCUAGGGCGAAUCUUUCUAAAAUGCGGGCAGAGUAUAAAGAGAAAUGUGAAACUCCAGGAGUGGACCGAAAACAGCUGGAGGAAUUAGAUAAAUUAAUAUCUGAUAGUUCCUUGGGGGUGGAGCAUUUCAUGCGUGAGUUGGGGCAGUUCUAUGAAGCUGAAUGCUCAAUGGUUAAAGAAGGGAAAAUGGAAGAAAGCCAAAGACAAUUCUCCCAUCUCCCAGGCACAGCAGCUGACCUGAUGCUGGAAGGGUUUCCUGUGGAGCUGAUCGAUGGAGAUGCCUCCAACAUCCCCAUGAACUGGGUAGUAGAUGUUCUAACUCAUCUCCAUAGCAGACUAGGGGACAGAUCCAGAAUGGUGGUUCUAACAGUGCUGGGAGUGCAGAGCACUGGGAAAUCCACCCUUCUCAACACCAUGUUCGGCCUGCAGUUUGCAGUGAGCAGCGGUCGAUGUACGCGAGGAGCCUUCAUGAUGCUCAUUAAAGUUACAGAAGCUGCUCAGGAGCUGCUUGGCUGUGAUUUCAUCCUGGUGAUAGACACUGAAGGUCUGAAGGCCCCUGAACUAGCAGCACUGGAAGACAGUUAUCAACAUGACAAUGAGCUGGCCACCCUGGUGAUUGGACUGAGUGACAUCACCAUCGUUAACAUGGCCAUGGAGAAUGCCACAGAAAUGAAGGAUGUUCUGCAAAUUGUGGUCCAUGCAUUUCUCAGAAUGGAGGAAAUAGGACAACACCCAAACUGCCAGUUUGUGCACCAGAACGUCAGUGAUGUGUCCGCUCAUGAUCAAAACAUGAGGGACAGGAAACACCUCCUGGAGCAGCUGAAUGAAAUGACCAAAGCUGCAGCAAGGAUGGAAAAGCAAAGCAGGGAAAUGGCAUUUUCUGAUAUUAUGGAGUAUGACCCAGCAAAACACAAUUGGUACAUGCCUGGCUUGUGGCAUGGAGUCCCUCCCAUGGCUCCCGUAAACAUUGGAUACAGUGAGAGUGUGUGCGAGCUAAAGAAAUACCUGUUUGAAUUCAUUGAGAACCGUUCACGGAAAAGAGCUGGAAAGAAUAUUCCUGAUUUUAUUGAAUGGUUGAAGAGCCUGUGGAAGUCAGUGAAACAUGAGAACUUCAUCUUUAGCUUUAGAAACAGCCUUGUAGCUGAAGCCUAUAACCUGCUGUCUAUGAAGUAUUCUGAAUGGGAAUGGGGUUUCCGCAAGGAGAUGUAUCUCUGGGUAUCUGAAAAAGAAACUUUUAUCCAGAAUCAGCUGCCAGAGACACUAGAGGGUGAUCUCUUACACAGCGUAAAAAUGGAAGCACAAGGGAAACUACAGCAGGGAGAAGAGAAGCUCUUGAAUAACUUAGAACAGUAUUUUAAAGGUGAAGCUCCAAAUUUGAACCUGAUAGAAAAGUACAGAGAAGAUUUCAAAAGGAGCGCAAAUAGCCUCAAAAGAGAACUUGAAAAUAAUUCAAUCAGUAACUGUGAGGAAGCAAUUCGAAUACGAAGAGGACAGCACAAGAUAGACAUUAUCCAGUCUGGGUACAAGCAGAAAAUUGAAGGGAAAGUUGACAGACUCUUGGCUGAAUGCCGAAACAGAGAAGAUAAACUAGACCAUGAGAAACUGAAAAAAGAAUUUGAAACGAUGUGGCGAGAAACCUUGUCGGAGUUAACACUCUGUACUUUACAGAAACGUCAAGUUGUUCAAGAUAUGGAUCUCCAGCUGAGAAAGGAUCUGGAGCAUGGAGGGGGUGCUGUCGGACAGAUACUACAACAGGCAAAAAGCCCUGGGUACGGAAUGAAGUCUUUCAAAAUGAAGAAGGAAUACUUAAACCUAAAAUGGAGCAGAGCAGUUGUAGAAUACUUCUCACAGGAAUAUUACUGUAAAACUGAAGAGCUUGCUAGAUCUUUCAUGAAUGAAUGCAAAAAAUACAUUGAAGAAAAAGUUAAAUCCAAAACAGACUAUGAUGAAACCUAUUGCGGAGAACUGCUGCAUAUGGUUAAUGAGAGGUUAAAAGAGGAGGAUAUUGAGAAACUUCACACUUCUCCUUUGUUUGAAGUUGACCUGAAGCUUCACAUUUUGGGGGAAGCGGCUUGUGCAUUUCAAAAGCUGCACGAAGAUUUUGUCAAAGAAAACGAUCCUCAGCAACGUCUGGAGAAGCUGAAACCUCAGUAUUUCUCCCUGUUUAUGGAUCUCUAUUUGGAAAAGGAUGAAAGCCAAACAAGGGCGAGGGAUUUCUGUGAUCAGUGUCUCAAACCUGCCCUGGUAGACUAUGUGUACAAGGUACUUGGAGUGCAAAUAGUGGAUGACAUUCUCAGCAGUGAGCAAUCCAUUACAUACACGAACCGGAGCUUUUUUCAGUUUGAGCUACUGAAGACGCUGUUGAAGGAGAGCAACUUUGACAACUAUGUGAAAUACAUUAGUACAUAUGAAGAUUUUGUCCAAACCUGGAUAAGGAGUCAGCUUUUGGAACGCUACAGCAAGAUGAAAGACUUGGGAGACAUCGAGAAAAAGAUUCUGUCCCCAGUGAUAGAUAAAGUCAGGAAGGCUCUUAAAUGUACCAGUGUUACAGAGAAAAACACAGUCUCGGACUUUUUAGAUUCUGUUUGCAAAGAGCUGCAGACGGACCUAGUCAGUUCCAGGGAUAAUUUAGUGGGGAUACGGUUUAUAAAUACAGCAAGUAUUAAAGAAUUUUCUGAUUUUAUACCAACUUUACUUCCUACUCUGGAACAUCAAAUCUUAGCUGAACUGAAAAGUAUAGAAGUUGAAUCAAAACUCUCUAAACUGUCACUGAAGCCUGUGGCUGAAAUCUUCAAGCAAGUGUUUGGCUGUGGGAAGCAGUGUCCAUUCUGUAAGGUCCCCUGUGAGGCAGGAGCCCCUAGUCACAAGCAGCACUUUGCAUCAGUGCAUCGCCCUCGAGGAUUAGGGCAAUACAGGUUUCUGUGUAAUAAAAAGCUUGUCUAUGACAUAUGCUCCUCUGCUGUAAUUGGCAAUGGUACAUUCCAAAAUUCAGACACGAAGUGGAUUGCUCAUCCCUACAAAGAGUAUCUGAAGUAUUACCCAGACUGGAGCAUUCAGCCAGAUCCCAGCAUAGAAGCUUCUAGUUACUGGAAGUUUGUUUUUCAGAAGUUCAAUCAGGAGUUUGCGAAAUAGUAUAAUGCUCUACCAGCUGAUCUCCCAGAGGACUGGGGCACAAUAACUGAAGAUCAGGCACUGGAGAGCAUAAAGCAAAUUUUUAACAGGGAAUAAGCAAUUUACUGAGAGUCUGUUUACAUGACGCAGUGCUUGAGAUCCACUAAUACAUCACCAGGACAGAGCACAAACUCCAAUUGCAUUAAAAAUAGGAAAAACCUCUCAAAUGGAUACAGACUGUAAUAUAGUAAUUGAUUCUCUGUUAGAGCAACUUCCCAAUAGAAAAGCUAAUACAGGAAACUGCUUAACUCUGAGUUCACACUUACCUAGAGAUAUAUAUUAUUUACAAA